This is a messenger RNA of Helicoverpa zea (corn earworm), 868 nucleotides long. RefSeq names its product trafficking protein particle complex subunit 5 (gene Trs31). The record is from RefSeq and is a predicted model, not a curated record. NCBI's taxonomy places the organism in Eukaryota, Metazoa, Arthropoda, Insecta, Lepidoptera, Noctuidae. The transcript has 5 exons. The coding region runs from base 168 to 728 and encodes 186 amino acids. Gene Ontology annotation, cellular component: TRAPPI protein complex; TRAPPII protein complex; TRAPPIII protein complex. Gene Ontology annotation, biological process: endoplasmic reticulum to Golgi vesicle-mediated transport.
AAAGCUAAAAAUGGUGAACAAGUUUUGAAGGUUUCAUUUAGCUGAACUAAAACAAAUCUCUAUAUAAUUGGGUGUUGUUAGAUUUUAAGUGAUUUUGUUGUAAUAGGAAUUGAAUUACAAUAUUUCGUCGAUAAGGAGACCUUAUUCCUAGUGUAGAACUGCGUACCAUGUCGUCUAGCAGGUCAAAGUCAUCAAUUCUCGACAAACCUCUUAGUAAAGGCAAAGGGGAGGUCUCGUUGGCUUUCUAUGCACUUUUAUUCUCAGAAAUAGUUCAAUAUUGUCAAAAUCGGUCACAUUCUAUUCACGAACUACAAACCAAAUUAUCAGAUAUAGGCCAUGAUGUGGGUACCAGGCUGCUGGAUCUUUACUUUGUUAGAGAAAGGAAUAGCAAGCGAGAAAUAAAACUGCUUAAUAUGCUCCUAUUUGUGAAGUCUACUUUAUGGAAGGUGUUGUUUGGCAAGGAAGCUGAUAAGCUGGAGCAUGCUAAUGAUGAUGAGAGGACCUACUACAUUAUUGAAAAGGAUGCCCUUAUAAACAAAUUCAUAAGUGUGCCAAAGGACAAGGGCUCUCUGAACUGUGCCACAUUCAACGCUGGCAUUAUUGAAGCUGUACUUACUAAGAGUGGAUUUCCCGCGAAGGUGACUGCCCACUGGCACAAGGGAACCACGUACAUGGUGAAGUUUGACGAUUCAGUCAUAGCUCGGGAUAAGGCCCUCGAUGACCGCUAAAUACUCUUUAUUCUACCCUAGUAUUGUAACCCAACGCAAAUAAUUUUAAGCCACUCAAUGUUCUGUAAGCUUGUCGAUUCUUUUUUACACCAGUCUAUUGAAUAGGUUAUUAUAGAAAUAAUAGAUGUUUAAAGUCGUAA